AUGGUCGAGAAGAAACGACAAAUGAACCAACACCGUCGGCCAGACAGACAGUGGGGCAUGGUGGAGUGUUAUUUUUUGGGUCAACCUUUUCUAACCCCCCUUUCCACGGAGAAGGUAGCAUCAGCAUGGCACUGCUGGUCAUCCAAGGGAAACGCCUUAUUGCUGUCACACCCCAUCCAGUUGGCAGCAGUACGAUUUCGCUCUCAGACCUCCAUCAUA
Molecule: messenger RNA, 219 nt
Organism: Heterobilharzia americana
Lineage: Eukaryota; Metazoa; Platyhelminthes; Trematoda; Strigeidida; Schistosomatidae
Source: the annotation of a GenBank genome assembly